GUGGGUUGCGAGUUCCACUUGGGGCUGUGGUGGGGGGCCGACAUGUAUACACCGCAAGUUGCAAAGCCGGAAAGCAAAAGACGAAACCUGGGAGGAACGGUCGCCCGAGUGGCUGUGCAGGGACACUCGUAUGUGGAAAGCUUCAGGACCAAGCACCUGCGAACGUUCAACUUCGUCCUGAACGCAGUGAAGUACGAGCAGUGCAGCCAGCACGCCACGGAGGACACUGAAACACAAAUCCUCGGGGCUCUCAGUUACGAGGCGAUACCUGUCGUGCGUGACGAAGAGGCGGCGCGGAGACUGUUCGAGGAGUUGGUGGCAGACCCGACGAAGGCGAACCUCACGUACGACACCGGCUCCGGAGAGUUGGUGGACCCUUCAAUACCGACGUCCGAAGCCGCUGGUGUCUCCAUGGUGUCCCGCACAUCCGUGCCUCACUUCGCGGAGUUACUUCGUGACCAGAACGUCCACACGGUGGUGCGCAUCACACCGAUGUCUACGGCGUCCGAGUGCGGUCACCUCGUCGCCCUUGGACCGGACGGCUUCUUCCUCUGCACGUGCCUGCGGCAGCUCGUCUACGGGCUACUUUGCCCGCACGCCAUCAAGGGAGACGCCGGGGACCCUGGUCGGGGGGGGCGCGGCCGGGGGGGAAAGGGGUCUACCGGAAGAGGACGGGCAGGGGAAAAGGGUGACCCUGGAAGCAGCAGCCAGGGAAGCGGUGGCGGUGGAAACGGCGUGCCGGCGAAGGCCGGCGAAGCGGUGGCAGGGGCGGAGGGACAGGCCACGGGCGCGCAGGGGGGGGCGUAA
Molecule: messenger RNA, 807 nt
Organism: Ectocarpus siliculosus
Lineage: Eukaryota; Phaeophyceae; Ectocarpales; Ectocarpaceae
Source: the annotation of a GenBank genome assembly